Molecule: messenger RNA, 882 nt
Organism: Prosopis cineraria
Lineage: Eukaryota; Viridiplantae; Streptophyta; Magnoliopsida; Fabales; Fabaceae
Exons: 1
Coding region: 1-882 (293 amino acids)
Source: RefSeq, a predicted model, not a curated record
AUGAACGAAGAAUUUCGGUCCAAAAUACGAAAAACCAUAAAAGAAGAAUUUCGGUCCAAAGAUCCAAAAACAGUGAGCGCAGAAGAAGCGGAACACGAAGAGUUGCUUCGACUUUCUCUCUCGACUGGUUCAUCUUGCCAGCUUCUGCCACAGAAUCCGCCGCUGCCGCCUCCUGAAUCACCACCCCAUCAUUCUCUUUUACAACUAAUGCCUCCAUCUUCCUCAUCACCGCCAUUGUUGCACCCGUCGUGGUCGCCACCUCAACGGCCGCACCAUGAUGCUUCUUCACAGCCACCCGAAUCACAGCAGCCACAGGCGCCACCGGCGAAUCCUACGCGCACACCAGAAGGCCAAGCUGGUCCGUUCGGUGCUAGACGUUGGCGUAAAAAACACAAGGAGACGUCCAUAGAGCCACCAUAUCCAUGGGCUAAACCAAGCCGGGCCAAAGUUUUAAGCAUGGAGGAAUUAUUGUCCCGGAAUAUUACUCUAAUCAGCGGUGACGUUCAUUGCAAGGUGUGCGAGGAGCAGUACCAGAUUGACUUCGAUUUGCAGACCAAGUUCGCAGAGGUUGCUAGUUUUAUAGAUGAGACGAAGGACAAUAUGCACGAUCGAGCACCGAAAAAGUGGUGCAAUCCCGAGAACUUGGAUUGUAAGCUGUGUGGUUCUAGCAAGUGUGUGGAACCUCUUGUAAAUACCAAGAAGAGAUCCACCAAUUGGCUGUUUUUGUUUCUGGGACAAAUGAUCGGGCAUUGCAAUAUCGCUUAUCUCAGGUAUUUUUGCAAACAUGUCAACCGUCAUAGAACUGCAGCCAAAGAUCGACUGCUUUAUUCCACUUACAUGGAUUUACGCGAUCAAUUAGAUCCCAAUGCUGAUGUUCUUUAG